AUGUCGAGCUGCUCCGACGAUUUGCUAGAUUCUCUUUUUCAUUAUGAGCCGAGCCGCGUAGAUGCCGAGGCGAGAGGUACAGCAGAAUCCUCCAAGGCAACCGUCUCACCGAGCCCUUCCAAUCGUUUACCUGGGAGUGACGAGGCGUCGAAUCAUACGAAUCCGCCAGACAUCGGCUCUCCAGAUAACGAGCCGUCGGUUUCGACAAGCCGUCCCCAGGAUCCCGCUCCUAACGAAGAUAUUAAUCGUGCCGCGGUCAAACCCGAGGAGGAGGCUUUUCCCUUUGAUUUACUCGAGGCGAAGCGUGAGUUCGAACGUCUCAUGGCAUCUCGAGGCGCUUCUUCAUCUAGGCGAGGGCUUUCCUCCCUUGACUCACUCGAGGCGUUGAGGCAUCACUUCGGGAUAUCCGAGGCGGUGGAAUUUAUUGUUCCAGAGAAGAACGACCGAGUCGACAAGCCUCCCGAGAAUCACUUCACUCUAUACGAGGCGUUCUCCGAGCUUUGCUUUCUCUGGUUUCCAAUCCCCGGAGUUAUCCUCGAGUACCUCUGGAAACAUGGGAUCUCAAUCGGGCAGAUCAUGCCGAGGGGUUUGCGGCACAUGAUCGGCAUUUUGGUUCGGAGCUUCGAAUGCGGGGUCGAUAUUAAACUGAAUCACUUGCUGAACUUGCUGGAAAUCAGGAAAGCCCCGAAGGGAAAUAGAUUCUACAUUUCCAACAAGUCCAACCGCCGGAUUAUAGGCGGCUUUCCAAGCAAGGACCAGUUCUGGACCGAGCGCUUUUUCUAUGUCUUAGUGAACGAGGCAGUUGGCGAGAUUACGUUCACAGAACCAAGACCGCUUGGGGACCACUUGUUCGGAGCUUUCUCCCCCCGAUUCCCGACGACCUCUUUGUUGUUCGAGACUCUCUUUCGGCUCGGAAGGUCAAUUGGAGGAAGAAUUUCACCCUCGAGAGAGUGGAAAAAGCCUGAGCCAUCCUUGCCAGAGUCCCUAGAUAAGAAGAGGGGUGAAGAAGAAGAAGCCGUGAGACGAGCUGCCGAGGCGUCUCAAGCGCAGACCGAGACCGUCCCUCAGCCCGAUCCACCGAGCCGAGAAGGAGACGAAACGGUCCGAGCCGCGGAGGCGAAUACUGCCGAGGCGGCUGAGAAAGAUGCAGCGCCCGAGGUGGAACCGGGCGAAAUUAUUCCUGAGGCGUCCAGGGAUGAGUCGGCGGCGCGGAGUAAGACUCCUUCGAACUCCGCCAUUCUGGCCCUCCCAAAAGCAUCGAGGCCGCCGACUUCGGUUGUGCAGAAACAUGACCCCAGCCGAAAACGUUCGGCCGCUGACAAGGAGAAAGGCGUUGCUGUUCAAAAGGACGAGCCGUCCAAGAAGAGGCGGAAGCCAACGCCCGGAGACCCCGCUGCGCGUAAAUUGGUCGUCGACAACCCCGACGCCUCUGCCGUGAUGUUCGCGCGCGUUAAUAACGUAAACACGCGUCUUCCUCCUCCGGAGAAGCUGAUGAGGCCGAGGUCGUACGGUGCGAUGGCACAGCGCGGUACCAAGUUUGUAGCGGCCAUCAACGAGCUGAUGGCUGAAUACGAGGCGGACCUGUCUAAGGUCGAACGCCACUUGGACGAGGCUCGAAACGAGACCGCGGUGACGAAGGGGAAGCUGGACGAGGCGAUGUCCAGAGUAUCGAGGCUGGAAGAGGAGAAGAUAGUUCUCCCCGCCGACGUUGACAAGGUCUCCGCCUCGGUGAUUCGCCUAGAGGAGGUUAGGAGAGCCAAAAACGCCGAGGUGGCGUUGCUCAAAAGGCGUAUCGAGGCCAAGGAUGCCCUCUUCGACGCCAAGGUCAAGCGCGCGAAAAAGGAGGCGAGGCGAAAGCUGACUGCUAAGUUUUAG
Messenger RNA from Eutrema salsugineum, 1875 nucleotides. RefSeq lists its product as uncharacterized. The record is from RefSeq and is a predicted model, not a curated record. The coding region runs from base 1 to 1875 and encodes 624 amino acids. NCBI's taxonomy places the organism in Eukaryota, Viridiplantae, Streptophyta, Magnoliopsida, Brassicales, Brassicaceae. The transcript has 5 exons.